UAUUGAAGAUACAAUAUCAUUAUAUGCACUUAAAUAAAGUAUAUUUUCUUUAAAGCGCUGUACAAAACUUCAAACGUCAUAUCAUGUUGGCCAUCAUCAACUUUGGUGAAAAGUUAGAACGAUCUGAUCGAGCUUAAUGAUUGUGAUUUAAAGAAACGUUCUUUUCAGCAAAUAAAAAGCGCUGUACAAAACUUCAAACGUCAUAUCAUGUUGGCCAUCAUCAACUUUGGUGAAAAGUUGGAACGAUCUGAUCGAGCUAAAUCAUUGUAAUUUAAAGAAACAUUCUUUUCAGUAAAUAAAAAGCGCUGUACAAAACUUCAAACGUCAUAUCAUGUUGGCCAUCAUCAACUUUGGUGAAAAGUUGGAACGAUCCGAUUGAGCUUAAUGAUUGUGAUUUAAAGAAACGCUCUUUUCAGCAAAUAAAAAGGUAUGAGCAACGCUGUACAAAACUUCAAACGUCAUAUCAUGUUGGCCAUCAUCAACUUUGGUGAAAAGUUGGAACGAUUUGAUCGAGCUAAAUGAUUGUGAUUUAAAGAAACGUUCUUUUCAGCAAAUAAAAAGAGCGCUUCCUUCAGUUUGAGGGAAAAAGGAGAGUUGGCGGUACCUAAGAUGCGAAAACAUGAAUGUGUCACAUUUUUAAAGCUUCUUAGCUAAGAAUAUCGACUUUUGUGUAGCGUCAAUUGUGUUUCACAUGCUGUUCACGUGUACUGCAUACUUGAAACAUUGUUUAUAUGGAUAACAACAUAACAUAAAACCAACCAACUGCGAAAUCAUAUGACGUGUAAGAAACUCAUCUGAUAUGUAGACAAACCUAUCUACAGGAUUUUGUAGAUCAGAUCACAUUAACUUUUAACAAAUAUGUCUUCGUUUAUCUCUGCCAUAUUAAAAUUAACUGUUGGUGUGAUAUGUAACAAAAUACGAGAUAAAACAGCAGAAAAUCUUAAAGACGGUGAUGUUACGGAUGCGAAGCUUCGAGAAUUUGUUGUGGGAAAAUUGAAUGAUAUUAAAACGAAACUCGAAGCACUGUCACGAAAGAAUCUUCUCAGCAGUUAUGAUUUCUUAGACCAAGGAAUUCGCCUUUUACUUGAUUGCAUCGAGAACUCUCAACAACUAAAAGAAGGAGAACAGGAAAAAUUGAGAAAUUUAACUCAAGGAAAUCAAGUUGAUUCAUCGUUGAUUUCAAGCAACCAAAGCAGUGAAAGAUCUAAAGACUUUGAUCAAGAACACAAACUUGAUGAAGCUUUUAAGACAUUAAGUAUUGAAAGUCCUGGUCAAUUGAAAACUGCUGUCGAGAAAUUUAAAAAGGCUGGCGAACGAGCAACUGACGCAUUCAAUAACGAAAGUUUGUCAAUUGAAGAUAGAAUCUUUGCAUCGAAAAUUCGAGUGGUUUCAACAAUUUUGGAAUGCAUGGAAUGUCCAGAAACGGCCAUUACAUUGUGUUUGUCAUUUUUGGAGAAACUUCAUUCAUUACCUGCUAUUUGUGAGAUAUUUGAUGUUUACAUCAAUGGUGGGGUGAAGUCGUUGUUGAAUAAAAAAGAUCGUGUAGAGAAUGUACGAUCAGUGAUGUUUAUUAACCGCUUAUUGUAUCAGUUUAUUAUGAAGUUUGGGAAAACCUAUCAUAUGGCUUUAUAUUGGCCGACCAUUCAACUAAAAGACAAACAAUUUAAUCCAAUAUUGAAUUGGCGUGAAAUCUCGGAGAGAAAUUCUUGGGACAGUGAGGUCCAAGGUGCAAAUCAAUUGGAAUUCAAAAGGGGUUUCGAUAUACGAAAUCUUCAUUGCAACAGUAGCAAUGACUUAAUUUAUUGUGAACCAGAGAGAAAUUUAAUCAAGAUUAUGAGAAAAGGUGCUGAUGAUGAAAUCGCCUAUGAAUUUCCUGAAGGUGACGUCAUAAAGGCUAGUUUUAUGGAUAAAAAUGAUGAUAUGUACAUCAUUGUCCAACGAGAAACGUCCUCUGACUUUCAUAUAGUGGUGUUCGCUUCUCAUUUUCUUGUUAAAAGUGAAAUAUCCUUGGAUCUUACUUACAAAGACUCUGGGAACUUUCCUUUAUUCGUGUCAGAAGAAAACAUCGUGGAUCUUGAAGUCAAUAUCUUUUCGAGACUUUGUUUAUUCGUGUCAGCAGAAAACAUCGUGGUUUUUGAUGCAUAUGGUUGCUGUGUGUUUGUUUAUGACUUACAAGGAAAAUUGAUAAAGCAGUUUACAGUUGAGCAAAUAGAAUAUCCUAGGCAACGGAUAGUCGUUACCAAUGAGAACGAAAUCGUUUUAUGUGGCCGUGCCUCUCUGUACAUUUAUUCAAUGGAUGGUUAUUUCAAGUCGAAAGUGAAUUUGUAUUUAAGUAUGGUAGAUUUUUUCUAUUACUUUGGUCUGAAGAAAUUUGUCAUAAUUGAAGGGCGGGAACGUUAUAAUUACCGUUUUCACAGUUGUGAUCUUUCAGGAAAACUUGAAACAUUGACUGAUCUUAAAGACAUUGAUAUUGAAGGGUUCUUAUCCUCAAAUCCAGUUCCUGUUGUCUAUUGUUACUCAGCUCGUAAAUACUCAGCUCGUAUAUUAUCACGUUACCUUAUGUGGUGUUAAAACCACUUGAAACUACUAAACCAUUUUCAAUGUAUGUAAUCAAUCGUUAUUUACUGUAAUCUCCCUCCUCCCGUUUUUGUAGAGCAGUGUUUGUAAAAACACUCUAUUUAUAUUACAUUUUUUAUUUUAUAACAAUUGUCGUACUUUACGUAAGAUUUCAUAUUGAAAUGUUAUUUUCUCGUAAUAUUUACUAAUAAAUCUUCAAUAUCUUUAUGUAAAAAGAAAAAACUCAAAAAAGUAGCUACAAUAAAAGAUGAGCGAUUAUAGACUACAUCGUGGAAAAUUAAGUUAUCGCUAAGUUAAGCAAUGAUUUUUAUCUUUAAUUGAAUUAUACAUUGUAAUUUACAAAAUGCUGUACGCACUUAGUUAAAUGUAUGAUAAAAAGAUUUAUGCUGCAUUUUU
This is a messenger RNA of Xenia sp. Carnegie-2017, 2973 nucleotides long. RefSeq lists its product as uncharacterized. Bases 859 to 2571 code for a protein of 570 amino acids. NCBI's taxonomy places the organism in Eukaryota, Metazoa, Cnidaria, Anthozoa, Malacalcyonacea, Xeniidae. The transcript is spliced from 6 exons. The record is from RefSeq and is a predicted model, not a curated record.